Onthophagus taurus is the source of this 1064-nucleotide messenger RNA. RefSeq names its product protein Wnt-9a-like. Gene Ontology annotation, molecular function: frizzled binding; cytokine activity. Gene Ontology annotation, biological process: canonical Wnt signaling pathway; cell fate commitment; multicellular organism development. Gene Ontology annotation, cellular component: extracellular region. The record is from RefSeq and is a predicted model, not a curated record. NCBI's taxonomy places the organism in Eukaryota, Metazoa, Arthropoda, Insecta, Coleoptera, Scarabaeidae.
UUUCAGACCAGCCGAUAGGAUCUGUAGAAAUGACAUCGCUAAGCGAUGUCCAAAAUCCUAAUAUUUUUGAUUUUCUUCUCAACUCUAUGUUUAAUCAACGCAGAAAUAUCGCAAACCAACGUUACUAAAACCGCAAUAAAACGUAAAUCAUUAAUCCCACUAUUAUACGAUUCAACUUUAAACAACAUAAAUGUUACUAAAGUAGCAAAUUGUGAGUGGUUAAGAGGGUAUAAACACCAACGUCAACAAUGCUUAGUAAGAAAAGGGCUCGAAAAAGUUUUAAUAGCAACAAGAAAAUUAAUAAUUUCGAUUUGCCAACAAAGUUUUAAAUACGACACUUGGAAUUGUACUUACAGCAAAAAUCAAUUUAAGAAGAUAAACAGAGAAACGGCGUUUCUACAAUCACUUUCAGCGGCGGGUUUAAUGUUCACCGUUACGGAAGCAUGUUUAAACAAAAAAUUGCAAAGAUGUAAAUGCGAUGAGUCGAAAGAGUACUUCAUUAAAGUACCUGAUUAUAAAAACUUCAGCGGAUGUCAAGAUAAUACAAAAACAGGAAAAGUUUUAACGAAGAAUUUUCUAAUGGCUCAAUAUUCCGGGAAAAAAGCAACCACAGCAAAUUUAAAUGUCAAAUUUGGAAUUAAAGUUGUUAUGGAAAGUGUUAAAAUCCACUGUAGAUGUAGUACUUCAGUUUUUUCUUGCAAAAAUAUAUGUGAAAAACGACUCCAACCUUUUAGUAACAUCAUGGAAAAAUUAAAAUUAGCGUAUCACAACGCCAUCAAGUUAAAAACGAAACAUUUAACGUCUGGUUCAAAGUAUAAAUUACCGAAAGAUAGAUUACUGUACCUCAGUGAUAGUUCAAACUUUUGUAACUCAACCGCUGGGAGGCGCUGUUUAGAUGCAGAGAACUGUGCAACUUUGUGUUGCGGACGAGGAUUCAAUAGCAGAACUAUUACAGUACGAAAAAAAUGUAAAUACAGACUUGGAGAAUGCUGUUACAAAAUAACCCACGAGAUCUGUACUCAACAAGAAUUUAUUUAUGAAUGCAAAUAAUGUUUUUUUUUCAA